Messenger RNA from Microplitis mediator, 1939 nucleotides. RefSeq names its product guanine nucleotide-binding protein G(I)/G(S)/G(T) subunit beta-1 (gene Gbeta13F). The transcript has 6 exons. Gene Ontology annotation, biological process: G protein-coupled receptor signaling pathway. Gene Ontology annotation, cellular component: heterotrimeric G-protein complex; cytoplasm. The record is from RefSeq and is a predicted model, not a curated record. Gene Ontology annotation, molecular function: signaling receptor complex adaptor activity; protein binding. NCBI's taxonomy places the organism in Eukaryota, Metazoa, Arthropoda, Insecta, Hymenoptera, Braconidae. Bases 874 to 1896 code for a protein of 340 amino acids.
CCAUUCAAGGAGCCCCGCCCUGCCGCUCGCCAGCAAGCCGCUGUCGUUUGCUAAAGCUCCAAAGUAUUAUAGAUUAAAAUAAAAAUAAUUUAUUAUUAAAACAAUACCGAUUAUUUAAAAAUAACCGCGAAUAUUAUAAUAUUCAAAUAGUGACUGCACAAUUAAUAUUAAAUAAUAGUAAUAACUAUUAUUAUUAUAUAUAUAAAUAAUAUUUUAUGAUAUUAUAUUACAUAUAAAUAACUAUAGUUAAUAAUAAUAAUAAUAAUUACCUCCACCUAUCGGACACCAUCUUAACACGACUUGGACGCGAGCUGAAAUAAAAAAGUUAAGUGUCAAAAAAAAUAAUAAUACCGGCUUAAGACUGUUGCUGUUCACCUGACAGUGUUCCAUUUUUUCUCUACAUGUUUUGUGUCAUGUGUGCAAGUGAUUAAAAAUUUUUUUAAAAAUCUGCUCGCUGUCAUCUUAAUUUGACGUUUCGCGAAUAAAAUUAAUUUUGAUUAUAUUUAAAUUUAAAUUUAUCACGGAUUGAUAUUUAAAAUAUAUGUGAUAUAUUUCGAGUGGAUUUUGUGUUGUAUAUUUAAAUUGACGAGUGGAAACCAUCUUUAAUAUUUCGGUAUUCGAAUUAAAAAAAAGACGGCUGCGCUUUGGAAAAUUCCCAGGGGUGGCAAAGACAGGAGGAACCGAAGGUGGUGGCAGGGAAAGUAAACAGCGAACUCGGCUGGCGUCAGCAGGUGGCGAGGCUUGAAGGAUUUAAUUGCAAAAAGGACGAGGAUAUUCUGCAGUGGGAAAGGAAAAGACGCCGGCCGCUCGAGGAAUCAAUCGGUUUUGCCAUUUGAUUGGAGUUUGUCGAGAGUAAAGGCUUCGUAAAUAAGAAUGAACGAACUAGAGAGCCUGCGCCAGGAGGCGGAAACUCUGAAAAAUGCGAUUCGGGAUGCUCGCAAAGUCGCAUGCGACACGAGUCUGGUCCAGGCAACUGCCGGAAUGGAGCCAAUCGGUCGUAUCCAAAUGCGGACGAGACGUACGUUGCGUGGUCACUUGGCCAAAAUUUACGCCAUGCACUGGGGCAGUGACUCUAGAAAUCUAGUGUCCGCAUCCCAAGACGGGAAAUUAAUAGUAUGGGACAGUUAUACUACGAAUAAAGUCCACGCCAUACCUCUGCGAUCAUCAUGGGUAAUGACCUGUGCCUACGCACCAUCAGGGAGUUACGUAGCCUGCGGUGGUCUUGACAACAUUUGCUCCAUAUACAGUUUAAAAACUCGGGAGGGCAACGUACGGGUUAGUCGGGAGUUACCUGGUCACACUGGAUACUUGUCUUGCUGUCGGUUUAUCGAUGACAAUCAAAUAGUCACCAGUUCUGGCGACAUGUCUUGCGCACUUUGGGACAUUGAAACUGGCCAGCAGUGCACAUCCUUCAUUGGACAUACUGGUGACGUUAUGUCACUGUCAUUAGCACCGGACAUGAGGACUUUUGUAUCUGGGGCGUGUGAUGCCAGCGCUAAAUUAUGGGAUAUACGUGAGGGCUCUUGCAAACAGACUUUCCCUGGUCAUGAGAGUGAUAUUAAUGCUGUCACGUUCUUCCCCAAUGGUUAUGCAUUUGCUACUGGAUCAGACGACGCGACUUGCAGACUUUUUGAUAUACGAGCAGAUCAAGAAUUGGCGAUGUAUAGCCAUGACAAUAUUAUUUGUGGUAUCACCAGUGUCGCAUUUAGCAAGAGCGGUAGACUUUUGCUCGCUGGUUACGAUGACUUUAAUUGUAACGUCUGGGAUUCCAUGAAAAGUGAACGCGCAGGAAUCCUCGCGGGUCACGAUAAUCGUGUGUCCUGCCUUGGAGUAACUGAAGACGGCAUGGCCGUGGCAACGGGAUCAUGGGACUCAUUUUUACGUAUCUGGAAUUAAAUAAUUAUCGCGAGUUGUUAAUUAAUUUAAACAAGUAAAUAAA